Molecule: messenger RNA, 4833 nt
Organism: Acipenser ruthenus (sterlet)
Lineage: Eukaryota; Metazoa; Chordata; Actinopteri; Acipenseriformes; Acipenseridae
Product: 2-oxoglutarate dehydrogenase complex component E1
Exons: 24
Coding region: 377-3487 (1036 amino acids)
Biological process (GO): tricarboxylic acid cycle
Cellular component (GO): mitochondrion; oxoglutarate dehydrogenase complex
Molecular function (GO): oxoglutarate dehydrogenase (succinyl-transferring) activity; thiamine pyrophosphate binding
Source: RefSeq, a predicted model, not a curated record
CACGUCGGUGUCUCGAGCUGUUCGGAGCGUCUCUCGCUUUGCUCGCGCUGUCGUCGUUUCCAGUCAGAAGAGAGAAACGGCGAAGCUUCGCGGCUGUACUUAAAUUUUAUAGAUUUGUUUUAAAUAAAAAUAAAAAAAAAAGACGAAAAAGUUAUAUUAUUUGUGAUUUAUUUUCUUUUUUCUUUUUUUUUUUUUUUUUUUUUUUUAAAUAAAGCGUUACCUUGCUCGCGGGAGUUGCCGGAGACAUAAAGAGGAGAAAAAAGAGGACGGAUCUUGGUGGAACGAGAGACUGCUGGCAGAGGGAGAGACGCAUUUUUCUUUUUUUUCUGAAGAGAGGAAGAAACGCAAAGAGCGUUAUCAGCGCGGUUUCAAAAGCAUGCACCGCUUAAGGACUUGUGCAGCAAGGCUGAGGCCCCUGGCGGCCUCGCGGACUGUUCAGAAUUAUUCACACAAACAGCCGGCCGCGCCCAGGACGUUUCAGCCAAUCAGGUGCUUCACCGCACCGGUAGCGGCCGAGCCAUUCCUCAGCGGGACUAGUUCGAACUAUGUCGAGGAGAUGUACUUUGCCUGGCUGGAAAACCCCAAAAGUGUACAUAAGUCAUGGGAUGUUUUCUUCCGCAACGCGAAUGCAGGCGCCCCUCCAGGCAUGGCCUACCAGAGCCCUCCCCCGCUGGGCAUGAGUCUGUCCGGCCUGGCUUCGGCACAGUCCCUGGUCUCGGCCCAGCCCAACGUGGAGAAGCUGGUGGAGGAUCACCUCGCUGUGCAGUCACUCAUCCGGGCUUAUCAGAUUCGUGGGCACCACGUAGCUCAGCUGGAUCCUUUGGGAAUCAUGGAUGCCGAUCUGGACUCGUUCGUCCCAGCAGAUAUAAUCACGUCCUCCGACAAACUCGACCUUUCCCUGUUCAAGAAUCGGCUGGGGAUGUUAACCGUAGGAGGGUUCUACGGGCUGGACGAGUCGGAUUUGGACAAAGUGUUCCGGCUGCCGACCACCACGUUCAUCGGUGGCAGCGAGAGCGCCCUGCCUCUGAGGGAGAUCAUCCGCAGGCUGGAGAUGGCAUACUGCCAGCACAUCGGCGUGGAGUUCAUGUUCAUCAACGACCUGGAGCAGUGCCAGUGGAUCCGGGAGAAGUUCGAGAAGCCCGGGGUGAUGCAGUUCACUCUGGAUGAGAAGCGGACCCUGCUGGCCCGAAUGGUCCGCGCCACCAGGUUCGAGGAGUUCCUGCAGAGGAAGUGGUCAUCGGAGAAGCGCUUCGGUCUGGAGGGCUGUGAGUCCCUCAUCCCGGCGCUGAAGACCAUCAUCGACCGGUCCAGCGCGAACGGAGUGGACAACGUGAUCAUGGGCAUGCCGCACAGGGGUCGUCUCAAUGUUCUUGCCAAUGUGAUCAGGAAGGAGCUGGAACAGAUCUUCUGCCAGUUUGAUUCCAAACUCGAGGCUGCUGAUGAGGGCUCCGGCGAUGUGAAGUACCAUCUGGGGAUGUACCACCGCAGGAUUAACCGCGUGACGGAACGUAACAUCACGCUGUCACUCAUGGCAAACCCCUCCCACCUGGAGGCCGUGGACCCCGUGGUGCAGGGCAAGACCAAGGCAGAGCAGUUCUACUGCGGGGACACGGAUGGCAAGAAGGUGAUGUCUAUCCUUCUGCACGGCGAUGCUGCGUUUGCUGGCCAGGGCAUCGUGUACGAGACCUUCCACCUGAGCGACCUGCCCUCCUACACCACCCACGGCACGGUGCACGUGGUCGUCAACAACCAGAUUGGCUUCACCACGGACCCCCGAAUGGCUCGCUCGUCUCCCUACCCCACGGACGUGGCCCGCGUGGUCAACGCGCCCAUCUUCCACGUGAACGCAGAUGACCCAGAGGCCGUGAUGUACGUGUGCAACGUGGCCGCGGAGUGGAGGGCCACGUUUCACAAGGACGUGGUCGUGGAUCUGGUGGGAUACAGACGCAACGGCCACAAUGAGAUGGACGAGCCCAUGUUCACCCAGCCCCUGAUGUACAAGCAGAUCAAGAAGCAGAAACCGGUGCUGCAGAAAUACGCAGAGAGACUGACAUCCGAGGGAGCUGUGACCCAGCAAGAGUACGAGGAAGAGAUUUCGAAGUAUGAUAAGAUCUGCGAGGAGGCGUACGAGAGAUCCAAGGAUGAGAAGAUCAUGCAUAUCAAGCACUGGCUGGACUCGCCCUGGCCCGGUUUUUUCACCCUGGAUGGCCAGCCCAAGAGCAUGAGCUGCCCCCACACGGGGCUGAGCGAGGAGGACCUGACUCACAUCGGAGAGGUGGCCAGCUCUGUACCUGUGGAGGACUUCACCGUUCACGGAGGUCUGAAGCGGAUCCUGAAGAGCCGUGCAGACAUGAUAAAGUCCCGCACGGUGGACUGGGCGCUGGGGGAGUACAUGGCUUUCGGCUCCCUGCUGAAGGAGGGGAUCAACGUGCGGCUCAGUGGGCAGGACGUGGAGAGAGGCACCUUCAGCCAUCGUCACCAUGUGCUGCAUGAUCAGAAUGUGGAUAAGAGGACCUGCAUCCCCAUGAACCACCUCUGGCCCAACCAGGCCCCCUACACUGUGUGCAACAGCUCCCUGUCUGAGUACGGAGUGCUGGGGUUCGAGCUGGGCUUCGCCAUGGCCAGUCCCAAUGCGUUGGUUCUGUGGGAAGCUCAGUUUGGGGAUUUCAACAACACAGCCCAGGGAAUCAUCGACCAGUUCAUCUCCCCGGGCCAGGCCAAGUGGGUCCGGCAGAACGGCAUCGUGCUGCUCCUGCCCCACGGCAUGGAGGGCAUGGGCCCCGAACACUCCUCCGCUCGGCCGGAGCGCUUCCUGCAGAUGUGCAACGAUGACUCGGACAUGUUUCCGAAAAUCACGGAUGAUUUUGCAGUGCGCCAGCUGUACGACUGUAACUGGAUCGUGGUGAACUGCUCCACCCCAGCCAACUACUUCCAUGUGCUGAGACGCCAGAUCCUGCAGCCCUUCAGGAAGCCUCUCAUCAUCUUCACACCCAAGUCUCUGCUUCGUCACCCUGAAGCCAAGUCCAGCUUCAACGACAUGAACUCAGGGACUGACUUCCUGCGGCUGAUUCCGGACGUCAGCGCAGAGUCGCGGAGCGCGGCCUCGGUGAAGCGGCUUGUGUUCUGCACCGGGAAGGUUUACUAUGAGCUGAAUCGCGAGCGAACGGCCCGUGGCAUGGAGGCCGACGUCGCCAUCGCCAGGAUCGAGCAGCUGUCUCCCUUCCCCUUCGAUCUGGUGAAGGCGGAGGUUGAGCGCUUCCCCAAUGCAGAGCUGGUGUGGUGCCAGGAGGAGCACAAGAACCAGGGAUACUACGACUACGUGAAGCCGCGCAUCCGGACCACCAUCAACCGCGAGCGGCCCGUCUGGUAUGCAGGUCGUGACCCCGCCGCGGCCCCUGCCACCGGUAACAAACACACUCACCUGCAGGAGCUGAAGCGCUUUCUGGACACAACCUUCAACAUGGAGGCCUUCAAGGGGCUGUCCUAGAGGAGUUCCCCCUCCCCCUCCCCCACACUGUCCACGCUCAGUCUUCAACGUGGGGGCCUUCGAGGGGGCCCCCCCCCACACACACUCUCCACACUCUGCAAACUCGCCUCCACUGCUCCUGUCAGCCUGUCCAUCCGCCCAGAAAAAAUAAAACUGCAAACGAAGACCUAAGGUGUGAUUUGAAGCUCUUGGAGCUUCGGUUUCGUUCCCCUCGACAGUGUCUGCUGCCUCUAGAGCCUACGGGACAUCAGCACUGUAGUCUGUGCAUGCUACUGACUUCUCACAUCCUGCUCGUGAAUCAUCUGUAUUAAUAUUAUUGAUAUUAUUGUUUUGUUUGCUUUCUUUUCAAAAACAAAAUUUAUAUUACGAUGGGAUAGAAUUAAAAGAAAUUUAAAAACGCAUGAAAAAAAACCCAAAGAAAAUAUGACAGAUGGAUAAGACUUUUUUCGCAAAUCAAUCAGUCAUUAAAAUCUACCAAUGCAGAAUUAAAAAACAAUACAUUAAAAAAUAAAUCAUGUGAAGGUUAGAACGAACAGACCGGCCACUGGGCAGGCAGAGGUGUCUCCUGCUGCCUCUCCUUCCACGACCUGAAACGCAUCGUUUUCAUGACGGAAGAUCAUGCAUUUACACACACAGAGUACACGUGAGCUGUUAACAGGCAAAUCUAGCUAUCUAUCUAUAUCUAUCGAUUGGAUAGAGAGAGAGCUGUCUAUAUAUAGAUGGAUAUAGAGAGAUAUAUCUAUAUUUCGGAGUGCAGUUUGUACAUUUUGUGAAUUAGGGAAUUUUUUAUUCGAGUGCAAAAUAGAAAACUCGUACAAAAAAACAGAACAGAAAACAAAAAGUAAAAAGUAGAAGAGUUGAGUUGACAGGAUUUGUAGCGAGGGCCUGGAUUGAAAUCCGUGCAGCACGGCUGCCAUGGAGCAGAAGAGGAAAAAUGAACCGGCGCUUUCAAAACAAAGGAAAAACAAACAGGUUUUCGAAUCUGUAAGAGUUGUGCCGUUGCCUGCAUGCUUAAAGACGGCUUUGAUUUGAGGUCUGGGUUACAGAGCGGUUCACAGCGUGUGUUUAUCACCGGUACAGCUCUGUGUGUCUGUCCUCAGUGUCGCCCCUGUGCCAAACCCAAGAGAAACUAAACAGGGCGGCUUUAAAGGAAAAUAAAAGAUAUCAAAUAAUCACCACUCGUGUUAUGAAAAGAUCUCUCUGGGAUAAAAGCUGAUUUUAUUUAUUUUCAUAUAUAAGUGAUUUAAAGGUGUCUUUUUUUUUGUUUGUUUUUUUUUUAUUGUAAUUCUUUUUCCUUUUUUUUUUUUUUUGUGUUGCUUCAUUCAAUAAAGGCAUUAUCUUCUCCA